Messenger RNA from Eufriesea mexicana, 3087 nucleotides. RefSeq lists its product as uncharacterized. The record is from RefSeq and is a predicted model, not a curated record. Gene Ontology annotation, biological process: regulation of transcription by RNA polymerase II; developmental process. The coding region runs from base 76 to 3087 and encodes 1003 amino acids. Gene Ontology annotation, molecular function: protein dimerization activity; RNA polymerase II transcription regulatory region sequence-specific DNA binding; DNA-binding transcription factor activity, RNA polymerase II-specific. NCBI's taxonomy places the organism in Eukaryota, Metazoa, Arthropoda, Insecta, Hymenoptera, Apidae. The transcript is spliced from 8 exons.
GAUUGAAACUUUAGUAAAUUAAUUUGGAAGUUGCAAGUGAAGUGAUUAAUGAGCUGUUAAGGAAAAGCAACAGUUAUGGCGAGCCAUUCUAAUUACGAAUACGAGGAUAGAGGACAGAGGAUGCGACACCGGGUUGGUACAACUUCUAGAGCCGCAGACUCUACUGUGGCCUGCACUAGUAGUCAAUAUUAUGUUGGGCCGAGCAGCGACAUCAGUGAAGAAGAUCUCGCAGAGUUGCCUUCUUGCGUUUAUGCGAGUAGGUCUACUCAACACGUCGCACACACCUCCUCACACACUCAUUCUCCUCUCCAUUACCACAUGCCGGUUUCUACACCUGAUCAUAAUGAUACCGAGAUAAAUGGUGUAGAAGAGGGUUACUAUCCAAAUGGCAGUCCUUACAGAAUUCAGCGACAUGCCGCCAAUAUACGUGAGAGGAAACGUAUGCUGAGCAGCAUCAACUCGGCUUUCGACGAGCUUCGAGUUCACGUACCAACGUUUCCAUAUGAGAAGAGACUGUCUAAGAUUGAUACUUUACGCCUGGCUAUAGCAUAUAUUGCUCUCCUUCGAGAAGUGCUGGCUGCCAGACUCGAUCCAUUAACUUAUGUCGAGAGGUGCCUUAGAGGAGAAAUAAAUGGGGAACGUGCUGAAUGGAAUACCAGCGAUCUGACGGCACGUCUAUCAUGGAUAAAUUGGGAGAAUCUAGGUGUGAAUCCCAACCGACGAUCAGUCUUAACCACACUAGCCCUAACGACAGACAAUAUGAAUUACGACGAUGACGUGAGCGUGAUUGCUGUGAUAGGAAAAGAAAACGAUCGAUCUUCAAGGCAGCAGCAAGAUGAAAAACCGAAUAAGAAACAAGAGGAUCGACGAGUGUUCGAGUUGAGUGACGAACGAUGUAAAAUGGCACUUCGAAAGCAACUCGAUCUGAAAUUAUUAUCGACUGAGCAGGAUAAUGUAGUGGAUGAUUACGACGAUGUAGAAAUUUUACAAAAACUUCCUCCUGAAACAAUUGUUAUUAAACAAGAAAAGAAAUAUAAAGAUGAUAGUGAUUAUGUGCGGGAUUCGACGGAAACGAGUAGUGGUGGGUCGAGUUCUAGUAGUGGAGUAACAAAAGUUAAAAGAAUUCAUCGAGCUACAAAAAAAAACCGUGAACCAGCAGAAGUCAGAAGAAAUCCGAUACGUGUUACGAAAAAAGAUCCAGACAAAGAUUUUUCUCGACCAAGACAACGAUUACUUUCUGUAAAACGAAGGGAAAUGCUUCUUAAUUCAGAACCUACUAAACGUGGAAAAUCUACCAUGCCCUAUAUGAAUACAAGAUCUGUUACUCGUAAAAUGUAUAACGUUGGGGCUACUUACCAAGCACCCACAAUAAAAGAUGAAACAGAGUGGAAAGAAUGGCCUGUUCAUGGUAUGCAUGAACGUCCAGUCUUUCAUCCGCAGGUUGGAUUAGCUGCGGAAUAUUUGGGGCAUUAUUUCACAAGUUUAGAUGGAUUUUCUUACCGAGAAAUAAUUGAUCGUCCGGAAAUAGAAGUGGUAUCUGUAGAUCCACAUUGCGACUUCCUCCCCUCAUCUACUAAAAAAAAACAAAAUAAAAAAACCAAACCUAAUAAAGGUUUCUUCAAUACUAAAAACGUAAAGACAGAGUCUUUGAACUCUUCUGAGAAGUACAGGUCUUUUGAAACUUGUAUGCAUGAAAGUUUCCACUCUGUUCUCGGUUAUUGUUCCCAAGUAAUGACUCCGACUUAUAAAGCGACUGUAGAAGGGAAGAUAAAUAAGUUAAGUGACAGCAAAAAUUCAUCUAAAACCUCUAAAGAAAUGGAGAAGCAAUCUCUUGUGAAUACUUCUAUGACAAAUAUUGUUGAACAAAGCUCUAAAAGCGAAUCUACUGUUAGUUUUGAUAAUUUGCAAAAAUCAGCAGCAGAAACCAAGUUUUUUGAUAAUUAUGGAGUCACCAUGUUCCCACAAAAUGUCAAGAGUUUUACUCAAGUUCCAAAGUCGCGUUUAUUUCCAGCUCAGAAGGUGUACAUAGCCAACUCUCAAAAGUCCAUUGCCUUCACCAACCUUAAAACGUUACAAGGAGGGCAGAUGAAGAUACAGGACGUGAUGCGGUCGUCUAAGAGUCCUUUCAUUUUACUAAAUUCUUCAGAUACAAAGGAACCGCAACUUUCGAAGUCAAUUUCGAGAAAUAUAAAUGCAAAUAAAAUAGAAGAAUCUUCUGCCAAUGAAGAAACUUUAGGCGAACUGACAUCAAUAUAUAAAAAUGUAUCUAGCGAGGAGCCGACUGGAAAGAAACGUGGGAAUAAGGUAGAAUUCACGGUGACAAAGUAUCUUUUCGAUAAUAUGCAACAGAACAAAUUUCAAAUGGGAAAAGAAUACAAUACCAACGAAAAGAAAUUAUGUUACGAGACUCCUGGUAAAGACAUACAUGUAAAGGCUAUUUCUACCGACCAAAAUAAGACUUGGUGCAAUGGCGAGACUUCAGAAAUAGCGAAAAUCCUUUCGGAAUACAAUAAAAGUAAUCUGAAAAAAUCAGGCAUAGAAAAUCAAACCUUUUAUCCUAGCAUGAAGAAUAUUAAGGUUAAAGAACUUUGUAUUAAGGAAGAAAAUGCCAAACAAAGUGUUCAAGAGAGUUCCAUAGAUAAAAAUGUAAACAUAAGCUUCCCUCAGGGAAAAUGGAGGCGGUUCCACUUAACUGUGGAAAAGUUGAAGGAUUUAAAAGGUAAUUCCAAUGAGAAAAGACAUUCUGUGGGACUUGUGAAUAGGCAAUCGUUAUUUAAAAUCGAUCAAACAACUGGAGAAAUCUUUUCUGACAGGAAAGUUGAAAAUUCUAAGCAAUUAGAAACGUUUCAAAAAGGGCGAUUAAAUGUAAUGAAUUUUGAGAAGAAAGAAAGUACAUCGACAGUAACGAGAAAUGUAGAUACAACAAUAACGAAGACACAAUCUCUGCAAGAGUUGUUAGAGAACACGGCCAUGUUGUAUUGUGCUGCUACUGGCACUCAUCAGGACGAUUUAGCUAAUUACAUUGAUAAUUUAGAUGCUGCACAGAGCAUACAGUGGUUAGAAACUUGCAAUAAUUUAAUUGUGUGA